UAUCUGUUUUGUCAACAUCCGUGGGUUGCACCAGAUGACGAGUUCUGGUUGAGAGAAUCUCUUGAAGUUUGAACAAGUGCACUCUUGAACCUGACCAAACAAGGCUUUCGACCGCUUUUCUGCAGCCAUCUGGCGAUCUAAUACUGUACUUGGACUGGAUAUAAAAUUGAAAUUCCGGUAGACUAUGACCGAGCACGUAGAGCAGAAACCACGGCGGAAAACGUCCGUGUAUACGCGACCAAACCAGGCGGACCUCGUCCACCACACGGGGGUGGAUCAGCACGGGGAGGGCGGGGCUAGCCACCAGCUGGAGGGGAGGUCACGGAAGGUGUCUUUCGGUAGCACGGGGAGACCACGAAACAUCUCUGUAGGAAGCUCCGAGGGAGCCGAUCUCAUCAUGCGCAACCGUAAGCACAGCGUAGGCGACCCCGACAGAUCACGCAAGAUCUCCACGUCACGCCGCACGCUCAGCGUGGAGGAACGCGGCUGGGGCACCGACAGCGGCAGCAUCACUGCCCGCGGCGCCUCGGCGUCUCUCCCCAAGCCCAACACCUACCGGAUGAACCCCGAGCGACCGUUUCGGGAGAAGGCCGUCCGUGAAGUCAUCGAGAACGUCUUGGAGGACAUGGACGACGUGCGGUACGAGAGCCCCAGCAUAAUGGCCGCCAAAGCCCGGAGCAUCAGCGACACCGUGAAACAGCGAGUCAAGCUGAUCGGUUUUGACCGGUACAAGCUGGUCUGCGUGGCCUGCUUGGGCCAGAAGAAGGGACAAGAGGUGCAGGACGUGGGCCGCUGCCUCUGGGAUGCCACCAAAGACGGCUUCGUGUCGGUGGCCUAUGAGAAUGCAACCCUCUUCGUUGUAGUCAGUGUGUACGCUGUUUAUCAAGAGUAGAAUUUAUAAAACACUUUAGCCGCAAAAAAUAAUAAUUGGACAAUGACAUCAUUAUACGCACAACGCGACUGUUUAAGUCAUUUUUCUUACAUGAAAAUACAUCUUUUACAUCUUGUUUGGCAUAACAC
Messenger RNA from Patiria miniata (bat star), 1020 nucleotides. RefSeq names its product tctex1 domain-containing protein 1-like. Bases 185 to 892 code for a protein of 235 amino acids. Gene Ontology annotation, biological process: microtubule-based movement. Gene Ontology annotation, cellular component: cytoplasm; cytoplasmic dynein complex. The record is from RefSeq and is a predicted model, not a curated record. The transcript has a single exon. NCBI's taxonomy places the organism in Eukaryota, Metazoa, Echinodermata, Asteroidea, Valvatida, Asterinidae. Gene Ontology annotation, molecular function: dynein intermediate chain binding.